AUGGCCUCCACCGAUUCCGCCCACAUCAACGGCAACUACGCGCCGCAAGCCUACGAGAACAACUACGCCACCGGCGCCUCCAACUUCACACCGUCCCAGCAGCCCACCGCCCAGCCAGCGCAACAAGCCGCUGAGGUGCCCAAGGACGAGGUCGGCUGGUACUUUGUCGAGCAGUACUACACCACCCUCAGCAAGAGCCCCGAGCGCCUCUACCUUUUCUACAACAAGCGCUCUCAGUAUGUCUCAGGCGUCGAGGAGGAAAAGGUCAGCGUUUGUGUAGGACAGAAGGUAUGGAAACCGCACACUACCGCCGUCCGUGUCCAGACUAACAGCGCCUGGGCGAUCAAUGAGCGCAUCAAGGGUCUCGACUUUCAAGGACACCAAGCAUUCCGCUACCUCGCUGAGGAGCCCGAAGAGGACGAGGAGCUUCAGCAAGAGAGCGCCAAUGGCGUCCAAGAGCCUGCCCCGACCGCUGCUGUCCCUGACAACGCGUCCGUCACCCAGGGUAACGAGAUCGCGGCCAGCGAGGAGAACCUGAGCAAGGUCGACGAGAAACUCGAGGCGGCCAAGGAGGAGCCGGCUGCGGAGGAGUCUCUGCCCGCUGCGCCAGUCGAGCAAGUGCCAGAGGAAAUCGAGGCACCUCACACCGAGGAGGCGCCCGCCGCUGCCACCGAGGCUUCCAAGGAGCCUGAAGCGCCUGUCGAAGCCGCUCAGCCCGAGAAGCCCAAGGCUCCCGCAUCAACCCCAGCUCCUUCUGCUGCUAAGAGCACUUCUUCCGUUGCCAUGCCCUCCAAGCCUGCUGCUCCCAGGACAUGGGCUAGUCUCGCCGCGUCCGCACACAAGGUCGCCACGCCAGUCGUUCCCGCGCCUGCUUCUCAGUCAGCCGCUGUCCAGCCCAAGGCCUCGACUCCUACCCAGCCCGCAGCUGCUGCACCAGCAUCCUCGCAACCCGCCUCUGCUCCGCGUGAGCAGUCACCCUCGACAAGCCAGGGUGAGACCGCCGGAUGGCAAUCUGUCACUGCCCACAAGAAGGAGCAGUCUCGUGCACAGAACCAGGGACCCGCCGCCGACCCCGAACAGAAGCGCGCCUACAUCAAGAACGUAUACAGCCAGGUCGAGGAGCCUGCUCUGAAGGCUGCCCUCACGCGAAGUUCGGCGAGAUCGAGUACUUCGACAUCAGCCGACCAAAGUGAUUUCAAGACUCCUGCCGCCUACCAAGCCGCGAUCGCUGCCAACCCGCACAACGUCAACGGCAUCGACCUCAAGGUUGAAGAGCGCCGCCCACGACCUGAGCAGUUCCGUGGAGGAUUCCGCGGCGGUCCUGCUCGUGGUGGCCGUGGAGGUAUGGGCGGACAAGGAGGUCCCCGAGGUGGUUUCCAGCCCCGUGGUCGAGGCGGUCCCGGGCGCGGUGCUCGAGGAGGUGCUCCCACGGAGGCAUAA
Parastagonospora nodorum SN15 is the source of this 1440-nucleotide messenger RNA. RefSeq lists its product as hypothetical. The transcript is spliced from 4 exons. Gene Ontology annotation, molecular function: mRNA binding. Gene Ontology annotation, cellular component: Ubp3-Bre5 deubiquitination complex; cytosol; ribonucleoprotein complex. Bases 1 to 1440 code for a protein of 479 amino acids. Lineage: Eukaryota; Fungi; Ascomycota; Dothideomycetes; Pleosporales; Phaeosphaeriaceae. Gene Ontology annotation, biological process: ribophagy; protein deubiquitination. The record is from RefSeq and is a predicted model, not a curated record.